Molecule: messenger RNA, 2592 nt
Organism: Myripristis murdjan (pinecone soldierfish)
Lineage: Eukaryota; Metazoa; Chordata; Actinopteri; Holocentriformes; Holocentridae
Gene: emid1
Product: EMI domain containing 1
Exons: 16
Coding region: 459-1943 (494 amino acids)
Molecular function (GO): protein binding
Source: RefSeq, a predicted model, not a curated record
CAGAGCCGACAGAGAAAGCAGGAUAACUCACUCACUCUCUCUCUCUCUCUCACACACACACGCACACACACCCAAACAAAGUAGCUAUAAAGUGCUUUGAUUUGCGGCUGUAGGAUCCCUGUUAAUAUAGAUAGGAAAAGAGAGACGCGUACUCUUGGGGAAGUCAGCAAGAGUUUCAGGCAGCAUUUUCUCCUUGAUUUGAUAGAGAUUUUAACUGGGUUUUAACCAGCAGUCUCCCCGCCUAAAGGCUAUAGAUUGUUUUCUAGGAGCGCAUGUUUGCUACUUUGGUGGAUGGGAUGCGCGUCUUUUCAGUAACCUAUCAACCCGGAGGUGUUUGACUCAUUUUCCCCCGAGCUGGAUACACUAACCCGGUGUGGGGUGUGGGGUAGCCUGGGUUAGGUAUAUUGAGAGAAAAAAAAAAAAAACUUUUCAGGCGCCGUACUUUUGACGCCACGGAAAUGCGACCGUGUCAACGAGAGUGCGUGUCCGCGCUUUAUCGAAAAAGUUUGCUUCGGACUGCGCUGCUACUGUGGCUGGCCACCUUUGUUGACGGGACCUGGAGGACGGGACUUUACAAAACCUACUCAACCGGGACGCAGCUGAGCAGAGACCACACCGCCGCCGCUCACACCUCAGUCUAUCAGAAAAGGAACUGGUGUCCACAUACGGUAACGAAGACAGUAACUUGCCAGGUACAGAAUGGAACAGUUCUACAGCGAGUCUACCAGACGUGCCGCUGGCCACAGGGAUGUACAGGGGGCAGCUACAGGACGGUGGUCAGACCUUCCUACAAGAUGGUGUACCGCACCGUGACCUCUCUGGAAUGGAAAUGCUGUCCGGGAUUCAGUGGAGCCGCCUGUGAGGAGGAUGCAGGCAACCAGCUUGUGGCUCAGGAGGCACUGAGGAAGCCAUCCACACUGCGGCGCCCGCCUGCACGCACAGGGGAGCCAGCAUCUAGUUGUCUGAACUGCACUCGCAUCACUGCUCUGAGUGACCGGCUGAGCUCACUAGAGGCGAAGGUGCAGUUACUCACUGCUCCGGCCUCCAUGUCACAUCGUCACCUACAAGGUAAAGGGGCAGCUGCACCCGAGACCUCCUUACUGAUGGGUGCUGUGCCCGCCCAGGGAGCGCCUGGUGAGCAGGGACCUGCAGGUCCCCAAGGUGAAAGGGGGAGAGAUGGGAUUCCUGGACGAGACGGGAAGCCAGGGUCUCGAGGGCCGCCAGGGCCCAGUGGGCCUCGGGGGGAGUCUGGGGCGAGGGGCCCAUCUGGGGGCCCUGGAUCCAGGGGAACCCCUGGACCGGCGGGACCUCGUGGGCCACCAGGACUCCCAGGAGAAAGGGGUCUGCCAGGCCUUCCUGGACCUCCAGGGCCUCCUGGCCCCCCAGCGCCAGCCAGUGCCCGCAUCCCAGAACCAGAUCUCGGUCAGGGAAAAGACCCCUUCUUCUCCAACACAUUUCAUGACUCACGCGGGUUGCCUAUCCCAGGACCUCAGGGUCCUCCUGGGCCUAUCGGUCCCCCAGGUCCCAAAGGCCCAGUAGGACCUCCUGGCCCACAAGGACAGAAUGGGAAGCCUGGAGCCCCGGGAACACAGGGGCCUAUGGGGCCAAAAGGAGAGCGUGGAGAGAGAGGUCCUCUAGGUUAUCCGGGAGAGAGGGGCUUCAGAGGCGAGCCGGGAGCACCGGGCCCCAAGGGAGAGCCAGGAGAGAAGGGCUUGCCGGACAUUAGCUUGCAGAUGUUCCACGACUUGCAAGCAGACCUUGAGCUUCUGGCUCGCAGGGUGACGCUGCUGGAGGCGAUCAUCUGGCCAGAGCCUGAUCUAGGGUCUGGGGAUGGUCCGUUUGGCACAACAUCCCCUAGUUUCUACAGAGAUAAGCGAGCAGGUGUGCUUCCCUAUCGACUUGCCUCACCUCUAUCCUCGGACACCAAGGUUCGAGGGAAGUAGCGCCCGCUGACCCACGCUGAGGAUCACAGGCUGGGUUGAUGCCACCCUUCACCCCUCACCCCUCACCCAGGUCUCUUUGGCACUCAGUUGGUUCAGACAGUAUCAGGUGCUCUCUUUGGGCUGUACCAUCAGAUGUAAGGUGGGGGACACCUCAGGGAAACUCCACUGAUACUCCAGAACGCCCAGCUCUUUUGGGAACAUGAGAACCAGCAUGACCCCCCCCCCCUCCUUUUCCCUUAACAAAACAGUCAUCUCCACGUAGGCCCAGCAGCUCCUCUGUAUCCCUCUUCUGUGGCUAGAGAACCUAACUGCAGCCUCAAGAAAACAAUUAAAAAAGAAAAAGAUAUUCAUGUUUGAUAAAAGGAAAACUUAUUUUAGAAUGUUCUGUGGUUCUGGAACCAUUUCUGGACAAUAAGGGUCACUUAGAGUAAUCAAUUAAAGGAGGGAUCAGACGAGAGAAAAGAGACUGGUUCUGAGGUUGUUUUGCUUUCACAAUGUGUCUGCAAUCUGAAGAGAUUCCAUUAUUUAAAUAUAUUGAGCAUUACUGUUUGCAGGACACAACUACACAAACAAACCUCUUCUAGUAUUAAUUUUGUUAUACUUCUAUCAUAUUGUUUAACUCAAUGUUAUGUAGUGCACUAAAAAGAUG